Cyclopterus lumpus (lumpfish) is the source of this 2499-nucleotide messenger RNA. RefSeq names its product F-box and WD repeat domain containing 10 (gene fbxw10). Gene Ontology annotation, molecular function: protein binding. NCBI's taxonomy places the organism in Eukaryota, Metazoa, Chordata, Actinopteri, Perciformes, Cyclopteridae. The record is from RefSeq and is a predicted model, not a curated record. The transcript has 12 exons. Bases 1 to 2499 code for a protein of 832 amino acids.
AUGAAGUCAGUGGAGUUUGGUAGAAGUGCGUCGCACCGGGAAGCGGCGGAGGGCUGCCCCGGCAUGUGCGGCAUGUGUCCGUCGUGCGUCUUUGCGCCGACGCCACCCGCCUCCACUCGGUGUCUGUGGAAGGUGUCGGAUGAAUUCAAGAGGAGGUUCGUGGUGGAGCUGCUGUUGCGGUGCAGGAGCACCCGAGUGCUCGAGGGCAUCCACGGCGUGCUGUCCGUGGCCACGUCGGGGACUUUAUUCACGUACGCCCGGUCGAGGAGCCCCACCUCCCCGCGGGAUUACCCCCGCCGCGCUGCAGACCGGCCCCCGGACCAGAAACCACUCGGCAUGGACGUGAAUGAAAUCUGUCUCUGCUUCAACAGCAGCCCCGAAUGGCAACAAUCACGUUACCUGUGCCGUCUGUUUACCUUCUGCGACUGCGAGCUGUUACGCAUGGUGGCGAAUUUCACCAGCGUGCUCCUGGUCAGACAUAAACGAGGGUUUCUGCAAUUUAAUGUGAGUCGUGGCAGUACCAAUCGGAUAAGGUAUCAAGACUCGGAGGACCCUGCUCUUAUGGUGGUGCCCGGAUCCUCGAAAUCUGUAUCUGGAGUGAGCAAACACCGAGACUUCAUAGGCUGCCUACCGGUGGAUCUGUCAAAGAGGGUUUUAGGUCUGUUGGACGAGCGCACGUUGAGAUGCUGCCUGAAGGUUUGUCAGUGCUGGAAGCGUCUCGCCAAGGAAACCGUGGAGGAAAUCAAGUUCAGGGUUCUUUUUCAGAGUCAAAUUGAGGCAAUGAUGAAGAAGUGCACGAGUAUUAAUAAAGUCAGUCCUACUUACGCCAACAUCGUGGAAGUCCCCGUCCCCGUCAAGGACGAUGAGAAAGUGGAUGUUGGAGUCCAAAAGGUCAAGCCUUUCGAAGCCGCUUACGCCAAAAUCAAAACCAAGACGGUGCCGAUGGAAGAGCGAAAUGUGUACUGCGGUGCGUAUUUUAGCACGGUGCUGCUCGCCAAACAAGACCCCCAUCGGGUGGUGGACUUCAGAGGUGGACCGUUAAUGGCGACGGGCUCCAAGGACCGCGUGGCGCGUCUCCUCCACGUGGCGUCCGAGACAAAGGCCGUGGCGGCGCUGAGCGGCCAUCUCGGCAGCAUCCGGGCCGUGUUGCUCUGCGAGGACAGAGGCCUGCUGAUGACAGCGGGCUGCGAUGGGAGUAUCAGGUGUUGGAGUCUGCAGACUGACAAGUGUGAGAUGGUGCUGCACGGUCACUCCGGCACCAUCAACUGCCUCGAUGUCCACGCCGAUAGACUGGUCUCAGGAGCUAAAGACUGCAAGGUCAAAGUGUGGUGUCUGCAGACUGGGAAGGACUUUGAGGAUUUCCAGUUCAAGCACACCGAUCCUAUCCAGUGUGUGAGGAUAAACGCGAGCGCGGUGUACAGCAGCUGCAGUCGGGGCCUCGUCAGAGUUUGGGACAUGGAGAACGCGUCGCUGCUCAGGGAGAUCAACGCCCACGAGAACUCAGUGAAGUGCCUGUUUGUCGACGACCGGCACUUUUUGUCCGGGGACUCCGGCGGUCGGGUCAUGGCCUGGAGCGCCAGCUGUGACGCCGAGGAGUGUCUCAUGACCUUCAACCACCCGAAGGAGGUCAAAUCUCUGACUCUUGUUUACCUCCGCGUCAUCACCGGCUGUGUGGAUGGAAAGAUUCGCAUUUUUAAUUUCCUCACCGGAGAUUGUCUGAGGGACAUCCCGGCAGAGGCUCAAGCCGGCCAAAUCCUGUCCCUGCACUUCCACGACGAGCGGAUAUUAGUGAACGCCAGGUCCGGUGUGAAGCUCUACCAGUUCGCCAAAGUGUUCUGGGAUUACACGGAGCCGCCGGAGGGGAUCCGGGUCGGUUCGGCUCCCGAGAGACCGCUCAGAAAGCUUCCCGUCGUCUCUGAGCCGCUCCACCGCACCCGCUUCCUGUCGGCCCCCACGGCGUGCGGAGCACAAGCCAGAGAGCGCCGCGACACCCCGAAACCGUCGCUGAUGCUGAGCGAGAAGGCGACGAGUGAGCGGACGAAGAGGAGGGGGCUCCAUCGGCCCCUGACGCGCGACGCCAUCCUCCUCAGGGUCAACGCCGUCCAGAAGGCGCAGUGCAUGGACGAGGCCGCCGUCAACAUGGAGUGCAACGCCGGGCUGCGAGACUCCUGGGGCCCUCGCUCGGCACGGGACCCUCUGCAGAGGCGGAACCGGCAGGCCCGGACGUGGAGCGCUCACGACGUUCACCCACCGAGGGCCGAGACCUGCGUUCCGAUUUUGAAGAGAGCCGGCGGUCAGAAUGUGACCAGAAUGUGCACCGCGCCCGGCGCCGUGAAAACCGGCAUCAGCUUGCCCAGGAUCAGCCUAGUGGGUCCGUUAAGGGUAGGCGGAGGACUCACAGUGACCCAGCUGGAAGAUUGUCGGGUCAAGAGGGAUCUCGCUCGCGGCCGUGAGCACAAGCUGUCCGAGAGGAAUAAGAAGCCGGAGAAAACCUCGUGA